UAACCAGCACGAUCAUCUUCAGCGUCAUCUCUGAAAAUGCCAUAGUUCCUCCCUCUACCAAGAGCUUUCAUUGAUUGUGCCAUCAUAAUCACUAAAUUAGAACCACCAAACCCUAACACACUCCCAAUUACUACCUUUUGUCUGUAUCGUACAACCCUCAGAUGUGAAAUGGCUGGCCCUCUACUUUGGGACAUUCUGCUUCAUAGCUCUCAAUUCCAAAACUUCCGGCGUUUUGUGGCCGGAAUCUCCGUGAAUGUGACGCCUCAUCGCUUAUUCUGUAGUGCCCCCACCAUCCGAAUUUCGGCACAGACAGGUGAGGAAGCAAGCCAUGCUGAUCAAAUCUCGAAGCUACAGGAUGACCCUGAUAAUGAGGAAUGGAAGGACAAGGCAAAGGAGAUCGUCAAGGACAUUGAUCCCAUCGUUAGGCUAGCCAGGGAUAUCCUUCACUCGGGAAGGUACAUGGUUGGAGAGCAAUUGACAGAUGAGGAUGAGAAAGUUGUGGUAGAGAAACUUCUUGUUUACCAUCCACAUUAUGAUGAUAAGAUUGGAUGCAGUCUUGCGUCAAUUAUGGUCAGACAUCAUCUCGUGUUUAACUACUCAAAGUGUCUUUUUGUUGUAAGAACUAAUGGUGAAUCGAUUGACUUCUCCUACAAUAAGUGCCUUCAUGAGUACAUUAGAAAUAAGUAUCCAUCUCAUGCAAAAAGGUUUAUUCAAGAACAUUUAAAGCAUGGUAGUGUUGGUGGCAGAGCUACAUAUAAGUGAGUUUAGACGAACUGACCAAGAAAGAUAUAUUUCUAUGAUACUGCUCCGUUGUUUGUUGAAAAUGAUAUCCCUCGCUAUUGGUGGCACUGCCUGGUGGAGUGCUUGCCUCUGUUUCUAAUCACAAUAAAAUCUAGAAAUACGGUA
This is a messenger RNA of Prosopis cineraria, 906 nucleotides long. Its product is annotated as protein DCL homolog, chloroplastic-like. NCBI's taxonomy places the organism in Eukaryota, Viridiplantae, Streptophyta, Magnoliopsida, Fabales, Fabaceae. Gene Ontology annotation, cellular component: chloroplast. The record is from RefSeq and is a predicted model, not a curated record. The transcript has 4 exons. Gene Ontology annotation, biological process: chloroplast organization; chloroplast rRNA processing. The coding region runs from base 169 to 762 and encodes 197 amino acids.